AUGCAUUCUGACUUACCAACUGAGGGCCACUUUUCUGUAUCUUCAAAAAGACGCAAUUUAGACGAAGAAAUGGAAGUUUUUGAUAAUACGAAAAAGCGACGUCUGCCCGCGGGUGGUGAUAUUGGACCAAAAUUGGUUAAUAUGAUAAAAAGACUUGAUCAAGAUUUGAAUGGUGGUACUGUGGAAACUGCUCUUGAAGAUUUAGUUUCAGUUUUGGAUGCUGCUUAUUUACCUGAAAAAAUUACUGUUUUCUCAACUCUUGUUGGUUUAUUAAAUGCUCGUUCUGAAGCGUUUGGAAAAGCGUUAAUAUCAAAAUUUUUGAAAGAGUUGCACAAUUUAUUUGUCAAAGAAGAAUAUGAAAUUUUCAUUCGUCUUGUUGCCUUUUUGUGUGAUCUUGGCAAUUCCCGUGUUCUUACGCUAAGUUCAAUUCUUGAUUUCCUUGAGGAUUUUAUUGACAAUGCUGCAGAGGAAAGUAUUAAAUCUGACUUUUUCGUUUAUUCUGUUUUACAUUCUCUUCCUUGGAUUGGUACUGCACUUAAUGAAGAUUCUCCAGAACGUUUUGAUUUACUUCUUAAAAGGAUUGAUCUUUAUAUUGGGAAGAGAAAGAAACUGCACACUUCGAUGCUGCAAGUGUGGUCGGAUCAAAAAGUUUUACAAACUGAUUAUCUGGACAGCCUUUGGAUGCAAAUACAAAAGUUUAGUGCUUCCAAUUGGCUUGAGAAGCAUAUUCUACGAAUCUAUGUCUCGUUUAAUAAUUCUUUGAAAGAUGCAAUCCAACAUGAUCUUCCUUGUAUGGACAAUUCGAUUAUUACUGCGGGAAAGAAUUAUCCACUUCCUCGUGUUGUCUUUCGACUUUUUAGUGUCUCAGAACUUCCUGAAGACGAACCACCAUUAUCGUCAGAUGAUUCGAUUGAACGUUUUUUGGUUGAGGAAGACUUAAAUUGGAUUAUUGAUAAUAAUUAUACUGAUAGAAAGUCUUGUGCAGAUGCUCUUUUGGGUUAUUACCGAAAAGAGGCCAUUCCAUUAAAUUAUAUGAUUACUGAAGUUAUUUUUAGUCAACUUUUUCGUUUGCCUAAAUCGCCUCAUUGUGAAAUUUUUUAUGGUUCUCUUUUAAUUGAACUUUGUCGUAGUCAAUCCAAUUCAAUGCCUCAGGUUUUAGCUAUGGCCGCGGAACUUUUAUUUCAGAGAGUCGAUUCUAUGCAAAUUACCUGCAUUGACAGAUUUGUCGAUUGGUUCAGCUUUCACCUUUCCAACUUUGAAUAUCGAUGGUCUUGGAGUGAUUGGGUAGAAUGUAUUGAGUUUGAUUCUUUACAUCCUAAACGAAUUUUUGUUAGAGAAGUUAUUGAUAGAUGCUUGAGAUUAUCUUAUCACAAAAAGCUUGUUGAACUGCUUCCUGGUGAAUUUGGUCCAGUUAUACCUGAUGAGCCUGUAAUUAGCUAUGUUUUAGAUGAUGAAGGGCAUCCAGCAUUUUCAAAGGCUGAACAGUUCAAAGAACUUAUAACACAAAGAGCGAAAGAUGAUGAGAUACUCGCUUUAUUGAUAGAAAACAAUGCAAACGAAGACGAACAGAUGGAAGACAAAAAUGUUUAUUCUGAAGAUUCUUUUUCCGUGUUUUUUGCGGUUUUGCUCAAAUUAGCAUCGAAAACUUUAACGCAUUCGUUUGCCGCUCUUACUAGAUAUCAUACAACACUUACAACACUAACAAUCAACAAUGAAGCAAUGCAAUCGAUUAUUUUGCGAACACUUUAUGAUUCUUGGAGUUUAAAUAAACAGAUGAUGACAGUUCUCGUUGAUAAAAUGAUCAAAAUGAACAUUUUAGAACCAGCAAUUGUACAGGCUUGGGUUUUUUCUGAGGAGAUGAAGAUUGAAUUUAAAAGAACUUGGGUCUGGGACGUACUCACCGCUGCAAUUAUUCAUUUGGAUAGGCGUCGAAAUAAACUUUCACGUGAUUUAAAUUAUUCUUGCGGCUAUUUGAAACGUCUUGAAGCAUGUAAUAGUGAACGUGAACAACAAAAAAGGAACGGGAAUUUAGCGGAAGGUGGAAAUAAUGAAAGGGAAGAGGGAGAAACUACUACUGAAGAAAAUAUUAAUGGAGUGGAAUGCGGAAGGGCUAAAGAAGUUUCGUCUGAAUUAAACUCGGGUGAUGAUGCUAUGGAUUCGACUAAUAUUAAUAGUGAACAAAACAAAAAGCGAAGAGAAGAAGGAGUGGAUCUUUUGGACUUGGAUGAACUUAUAUUUCAAGCAAAAGACAAAAUUGAUUUAAUUAAAAAUGACAUUGAACAAGUAGAUGAGGUUCUUCGAAGUGUUUUUCUUAAUAUUUGUCACAAGUUUACACUUAUUCUAACAGAACAUUUAUUGAAUUGCGAAACAGAUGGUACUGAUCAUGAUGCAAAUAUGUGGAAAUUUUCAAACGAUUUGGAACAAGAAUUAUUUUCUUCGCCAACAAUUGGCCCAAGGAUUCGUCAAAUUUUUGAACAAUUUGUUGCUUUGCGUCGUUGA
This is a messenger RNA of Meloidogyne enterolobii, 2499 nucleotides long. The record is from the annotation of a GenBank genome assembly. Lineage: Eukaryota; Metazoa; Nematoda; Chromadorea; Rhabditida; Meloidogynidae.